AUGGAUUUGUACGAAAAAUUCCCUACCAAACUAUGUCACUACUUUCUCAUUCUGCUGGUCUUAAUCCCAACAAUCGUGGCCACCUCGUUAGCCAGCCCUCAAGGUUACAACCUAGGUAUACCUUCAGGACCAAGUUUUGGAAUUGGGAGUCCUGGCUUAGGGUUUAGCUCAGGAGGAUGCGGCUCAGGACAGGUGCUGCAUGUCGACGGCAGGUGUGUCAGUCCACGCAUCAACCGUAAAGUUUACUUAUAUGACGCACCACCAGCACCACCAAUUUCCCACGGUCCUCCGCCUUACAUCCCUGAGCCUACUAUAGACACAAAUAUUGUAUUCAUCCGAACUCCUGAAGGAGGACAAGGACCAGAUCCCAUCGUCGUACCUCCACCACAACAGAAGCACGUCCUGUAUGUCCUGAACAAACAGACACAACAGGGACAAGAGGUAAUUGAAGUGCCAGCACCACCAGCAACCAGUCCUGAAGUUUACUUCGUGAACUAUGCUGACGGCGAGAACCCAGUUCUUCCCAGCGGUGUUGAUCUCCAGAGUGCCUUGAAUGCAGCUUCCCAGGGAGGCGGACAAGUGAUUGGUGGCGGCGGAGGUGUCGGCGGUGGUUUCGGAGUCGGUGGAGGUGUCGGCGGUGGUUUUGGAGGCGGAAUUGGCGAUGGGUUCGGUGGUGGCGUUAUUAGCGGAGGAAGUGGAAGUGGCGGUGGAUUUAUCACAGGAGGUGGUUUCGGUGGAGGUUCCACUCCAUCAAAUCUUUACAGUACACCUUAG
Penaeus monodon (black tiger shrimp) is the source of this 774-nucleotide messenger RNA. RefSeq names its product translation initiation factor IF-2-like. The coding region runs from base 1 to 774 and encodes 257 amino acids. Lineage: Eukaryota; Metazoa; Arthropoda; Malacostraca; Decapoda; Penaeidae. The transcript is spliced from 2 exons. The record is from RefSeq and is a predicted model, not a curated record.